GCUCAUUGAUCAAAUGUUCUUUUCGGAGCACGCGACGUCGCCCAUUAUCACCUGUCACUUGCACGCAACUGUCAAAUGAUCCUUGCCGCGAACAGCGUCGUCUCCGAAUCCAUUCGCGUCACGUUCGGCCAAUACUUUCGUCCGCCUAAUCGUGGAUGACAUUUGCUCCAAUUUGCCUCGAGAUGAAGGGUCGAAGAGAGUUAUAAGGAAUAUUGCGCUGCAAUCAUGGCUGAGGAAACGUCAACUCAAAAGUUUAUCAAACCUGGGAGUCAUAAGGGCAAAGGCAUCGCCGUGUUCACCAGCGGUGGUGACUCUCAGGGAAUGAAUGCUGCUGUACGAGCCGUUGUAAGGAUGGGCAUUUAUCUCGGGUGCAGGGUAUACUUCAUUAGAGAAGGCUAUCAGGGUAUGGUGGAUGGCGGAAAGAACAUCGAAGAAGCCACAUGGUCGGCCGUGUCUUGCAUCAUCCACAGGGGCGGUACAGUGAUAGGCUCCGCUCGAUCUCAAGAUUUCAGAGAGCGUCCAGGUCGCCGAAAAGCCGCUAAGAACUUGGUUAAUCUGGGUAUAACCAAUCUAGUGGUGAUCGGCGGAGAUGGCUCUCUCACAGGUGCCAAUCUGUUCAGGGAAGAGUGGUCAGAUCUUCUGAAGGAACUCGUUGCGUCUGGAGAAAUAACUGCCGAGCAAAGCGAGAAGUACAAACAACUACACAUUGUUGGACUAGUAGGUUCCAUCGAUAACGAUUUCUGUGGCACAGACAUGACCAUUGGUACCGAUUCCGCGUUGCAUCGUAUCAUUGAAAGCAUAGACGCUAUAGUUAGCACGGCUUACUCUCAUCAGAGAACGUUUAUAAUGGAAGUUAUGGGUCGUCAUUGUGGUUAUCUGGCUCUGGUGACAGCUAUAUGUUGCGAGGCUGAUUAUGUUUUCAUCCCAGAAUGGCCACCCGAGCAGGGGUGGCCCAACAAGCUGUGCAAAAAAUUAUUGCAGGAAAGACUCACCGGUCAACGACUUAAUAUUAUUAUCGUGGCUGAAGGGGCUGUUGACAGAAAUGGUGAUCCGAUUACAGCUGAAAAGGUGCAUAAAGUAGUCGUAGACAAAUUACAGCAGGAUACAAGAAUCACCGUUCUGGGUCAUGUACAAAGAGGUGGCAAUCCUUCAGCCUUCGAUAGAGUUUUGGGAUGCCGGAUGGGAGCGGAAGCUGUGAUGGCUUUAAUGGAGGCAACACCCGAGACAGAAGCGUGUGUUGUCACUUUAGACGGUAAUCAAGCGGUGAGAUUACCACUCAUGGAAUGUGUUCGUCGUACGAAAGCUGUGGCGGAAGCUAUGGCGAAGAAAAACUGGGAUCUUGCUGUUCAACUUCGCGGAAAGGGUUUUGAACGCAACUUGGAAACUUACAAGAUGCUGACUCGUUUGAAAGCUCCGGAUUUAGAUCACGAUGCACUCAAUAAGGAAAUUAGUGGCCGCGCGUUAUCGAAGCAAUACACUUUAUGCGGACAAGAUCAUUACACAGUAGGAGUCAUGCAUAUAGGAUCACCGUCCUGCGGUAUGAACGCAGCGGUUCGCUCUUUCGUGAGAAAUUGCAUCUACCGGGGUGAUAAGGUAUACGGUAUCUGUGACGGAGUGUUAGGUCUCAUGGCUGGUAGAUUAAAAUUGAUGGAUUGGCCUUCUGUCACCGGCUGGGUCUCGGAAGGCGGCGCGAAGCUGGGAACGAAGCGUUCACCGCCUCAGGAGGAUCAGUUGCCCGCAAUUGCUCAAAAAUUGAAAGAAUUUGGAAUACAGGCGCUGCUCAUCAUAGGUGGAUUCGAGGGUUAUCAAACCUGUCUCACAUUUUACAAAGCCAGAGAUAAAUACGAGGAGUUCAGGAUCCCUAUUGCUAUGAUUCCCGCGACCAUUAGCAACAAUGUACCAGGCACUGAAUUUUCAUUGGGCUGCGAUACAGCUUCGAAUGAAAUUACAGAAAUCUGCGAUCGCAUUCGACAAUCGGCGCAAGGUACCAAACGUCGUGUAUUUAUUAUCGAGACGAUGGGUGGUUUUUGCGGAUAUCUAGCGACCAUCGCGGGUCUAGCCGGCGGUGCUGACGCGGCUUAUAUCUACGAAGAGAAAUUCAAUAUUAAAGAUUUGAAUCACGAUGUCAUCGCGAUGGCAGCGAAAAUGUCGGAGGGUGUCGAGAGGGGCCUUAUUAUCAGAAACGAAAACGCCAACGAGAAUUACAAUACGGAGUUUAUGUUCAGACUUUUCAGCGAGGAAGGCAAAGGUUUAUUCAGUUGUAGAAGAAACAUUCUCGGUCAUAUGCAACAAGGUGGCUCGCCGACUCCCUUCGAUCGUAACUUGGGAACGAAGAUGGGUUCUAAGGCAGUUGAAUGGUUCAGCGAUCAGCUGAGAAAAUGCACUGGCCCUGAUGGCAAAACGGUCACUACAGCAGCUGACAGUGCAGUGAUGCUUGGUAUUAUCAGACGUCAAUAUAGAUUUACGCCAUUCACGGAUCUUAUCGAAGUUACGGACUUUGAACAUCGUAUUCCGACGUAUCAAUGGUGGAUGAAGCUGCGUCCACUGCUGAAAGUGCUGGCGAAGCACGAGUCGACGUAUGAGGAGGAAGGCCUUUACAUAACUGUCGAAGAGAUGGACGAACAGAAGGAUCCGCCUCUCGUAUAAUGGCGAAAUCGAUUGUUUAAAACGCCGCGAGAGGUAAUGCGGCAUUGGAAAUGGAUAUUAUUAUUAAUCGUGUGGAAAGUAGUAGGUGUUGAUGAUUCAGAGUAAUCACACAGUAUUGUAUGACAUGAUAAUUUUAUCGCUGCUCGACGAGAGAAACGAGAAUCUUAUAUGCAUAUAUAUUUAUUAGAUCAUGUAUAUCUUUGAAAAAAUUUGAUUGUGUACAUUAUUGGUUCUUAGUAGCGUUUGUGUGCCACGUACGUUAUUUAUUUAAGAUUCGCACGCAAACAUUUUUUAAAUAUAAAUAAUUCGGAUAAUAGAUGUGAUCGAGAAUAUAUAUAGGAACGUACUUUUUCUUUUUGCUCGGAAAUCAUAUUUGUGUCUUGAAUGUUUUCCAACUCAGGUGAGAAAUAGGUACAAAGGCGGUAUCUGUGCAAAGUGCAAAGGUAAGGUAUACUUUAAACGUUUGAGAAAAAAAUAUAAAAGCGGUUGGCAACGAUAUGGUAUUGUUACAGUAUCUUAUAAUAAUGUUAAAAAAUCGCGUUGCGUAACAUUGAUGUAUAGUAUCAAAGAUAAAUUAGAAUCGAGAUAUAUAUUAUAUAUAUAUAUAUAAAAUUUUAGCGUAGUAAAAUAAUAACAAAGUUCAAGUGCUAAAUAACGGGAAAAUUAUUUUUACGAAAAAUAUGCAGAAAACACACAACUAUAAAUUGGAAACUAACGACGUGCAAAAUUUACAUUUGAUAUGCUACUCGAACCUAAUAUUACAUGAACAAGUUUUGCACAUAUAUUUUUAUUAUCAUAGAUUGAACAACUAAAUAGAUUUAUAUUAGCAUAUUUAGCGAAUAGUGAUAUUAUUUAUACAUUUUCGAUGUUUUAGACAUUGUGACAGACUAACAGCAAAUCUUGUGUUUCGAUAUCCCUUUUUCUGUCUGAUUUUUUUUAAAUAUAAUCGCGCGAUAUGAAACGCUUAAUAAAUAUAAUUUUCAAUUGUAGUACUGGAUCGAGAAGUAAAUCAGAUUUCAGAAAUGUUUCAAAGAGUUUCACACAGAUUAAAUAUUCUGAACCGUACUUGUGGUCUACUAAGAUAUAGGAUUAAAAAAAAGUAAUGCGAUAUUUUGCGUCGGUGAAAGUGUUUUAAUCCUUCGGUUUAGCGUUACUCGCGAAGCUAUAAAAAGCUAUUGGAGAAUAUACCUGUCUACCUCAAAACAUAAUUUUGCAACGGUGAACAAACGACUCGCCAGAGAGAAAUUCAUCCGAGUCGCGCGUUAAAGUGUUGCACGUAACGUUAAAAGAAAAAAUUUUCUAAAAUUUAAGAUUUGUGUGACCACAAAGGUAUUUAGAUUUAAUUCUUUUUCUCUCUGUCUCUCUUUCUCCUUCUCUCUCUCUCUCUCUCUCUCUCUCUCUCUCUCUCUCUCUCUCUAUACUCGUAUAUUUAUCUUUCGAGAGAAUCGUGCAAGUAUUAAUCUCGUAAUUGUUUUUUUUUUCGGCGUAUAAUGUAGUCACUACGUGUUCCAGACUCUAGAACCAGAUAACUGCAUUUUCUGGUGUAACCGCUGAAAAUUAUGUCUUGUGCAAACUCUUCUUCUACAUAUUCGUGAAUUUUACUUAAGCGUCGAGAUAAAAAAAAUUACCGACUCGCGUUAUUUUAAUGAAAAAUACGCGAAACAAGAAUCAAACAAAAAAAAAGAAAAAAACUUGUGCGUGAUAAUCUGAUUACGUCAUAAUUUUUUCAACUCGUGAUAUUCACGCGUCAAAAUUGUGGAGCAAAUGACUUUCAUUACGGAGAUGCUGCUUAGCACUCGCAAUGCGACAUGAUAUAAUUUUAAGACUUGGCUUUUAGUAGAUAUCGAUAUUCGAUGCAUGCGCUGCAUAAAAAAAAUGAAUGAUAAAACUUUGAAAGUACAAUGAUACGCGCAAUGAUAUGCGCUUUAUGAUUUACUCGAAUUAGAAUAUUAAUGUAGCUAUAUAUAAAAUAUUGUAUAUGUAAAAGAAGUUAUAUAUAUUCGACAGAUCGUGCUUGUUGAAAGUCGUUACAGAGUAUGUAUAUGAUCUAUUAAUAGCGUACGAUAGAUAAAAUACUUGUUGAAAGGCAACUCGAAUAAUAACAUUAAUACGGCACCUGUUUAAA
Molecule: messenger RNA, 4771 nt
Organism: Nylanderia fulva
Lineage: Eukaryota; Metazoa; Arthropoda; Insecta; Hymenoptera; Formicidae
Product: ATP-dependent 6-phosphofructokinase
Biological process (GO): fructose 1,6-bisphosphate metabolic process; canonical glycolysis; fructose 6-phosphate metabolic process
Cellular component (GO): 6-phosphofructokinase complex; cytoplasm
Molecular function (GO): ATP binding; monosaccharide binding; identical protein binding
Source: RefSeq, a predicted model, not a curated record